Molecule: messenger RNA, 1071 nt
Organism: Fusarium proliferatum ET1
Lineage: Eukaryota; Fungi; Ascomycota; Sordariomycetes; Hypocreales; Nectriaceae
Exons: 5
Coding region: 1-1071 (356 amino acids)
Source: RefSeq, a predicted model, not a curated record
AUGCCUGGAGGCUGGGAAGUUUGUCUAUUCUACGUUUUAGCAGCCUCGACAACGUCAUUCUUCAGGCCAGAUAUUGUUUCUGUUAUAGGUGGAUUUGACGUUAUUGCGGCUCUAGGCGUGCAGUUAUUCCCAGUAGGUAGAUGUUUUAUGGAGGAAUAUUCCGGGCAUUCACAAAAGUUCCCAAUCGAGAGCUUCUUAGACAGUGCAUAUUUGUUGUUCUUAAGUCGUACAACAAAUUUCGCAUCUGGCGGCGCAGCCUCGCCCUCCGCUGGUUGUCAAGAGGAGAAGGCAGCUAAGGCCAUGAAACAAAGACAGGCAAAAGUUCCUUUCAACAUCGACGAUAAGCUUUUCAUCCUAACCUGCAACUUAUUUCCCUAUGCCUACCUAUCUGGCAUAUUGGCAUUUAUGACCUUCUAUCCUUCCAAGCGCAGAAAUUAUAACGCUCUCCCAAAAGAUAACGGGAACAACCAGAACUCUACAUCUAUUAGUCACCAGAACUAUCUCAGUUACAGUACUCCCAAUAUAGUACUCCGCAGAGGAGAACAAUCUACCAGGGGUAAUAGGAGAAACUCUAAUGUUGAUCUGGGAAUGAAUGAAUACGAUGAGACAAACCUUCCUAAGGAGCAGGUAGGUAUCUACCUAUGUACGUAUAUGGAUGUACUAUUUUUGUAUUAUGUUAUAUCAAAAAUAUUAUCCAUACAUGGUGUUGAGUUUUAUGUUUCUUUGUGGUCUGUUGUGAUAUGUCGUGAAAACAUCGAGUUAGGGAGUUACGUAGGUUCAGGUUUACAGGAUGUUGCUAUGGAACAUGACCACAUUUCCCCCGGUCCAGUUUACACACAUGCGGAAAUAAUACAAUCGCAGGAUAUAUGGUUGAAAGAGCUUGCCAAUUGUUGUGGUUUCGAACAUGAUACUACACCAUGCCGUUACAAAACACCAACCUGCACUACGAAGCUGUCAAUAAACCCGUCCCAAGAAUCCUGGCUGAAAGUCCUUUUAUUCAUUUAUCAGAAAAUCUUUAUGUUAGCUUUCGUGUUUCAAUCACUCAGCUGCUCAUCUUCCUGUGGGCUGUGA